Messenger RNA from Closterium sp. Yama58-4, 2274 nucleotides. The record is from the annotation of a GenBank genome assembly. Lineage: Eukaryota; Viridiplantae; Streptophyta; Zygnematophyceae; Desmidiales; Closteriaceae.
AUGGGCGCCGUACGGCGAUACUCCGACUGUCAAGCGGAGGUCGCGCGGAAGCUCCUCGCAUCGCUUCCCCCAGCGGAGAGCGCCGUCCCCACACACCACCGCCGUGUUGGCGGCGCGCUGGAUAAACCGCGCGAAUGCACGAGCCGUGAUUCGAACAUCCAGAGCCCCGACAUGGAAAGGGCAAGCAACAGGAGGAGCCCAGCAUCGAAUAAUAAGAACGCCGGUGACGGGGAGUUAGCGUCGGCGAACGGAAUCAACAACAGCAGUAACAGUAGCACUAACAAACGCAUCGGGAGCAGUAAGGUCGUCGGGUCGCGAGAUGUGUUCGGCCAAGCCGCGGCUCCGCAAAAAGAGCUCGAGCCGCUCAAGGCGCGGCGGCGGUCGAGCAGCGACUGGAGCGACGGAGCGAACCCAGUGGGGAUCCUGGACGACAUCGGCGAUCUGUAUGCGACGAAUGACUGCGACGAUGCAGGUUCCUUGCGCGAAAACGCGCAGCGCCGUGACUCCCUCCCGCGAGUGACUGGCGACACUACUGCCGCCAUUCCCCGCGCGGGCUCGGCGGAACUCCCGGCGCUGGCAGCGCAAGCUCCCGCGAGGCCUGCCGGUGUCCCGCGACAGGCGGGUGCGACAUCUGACGCGCGUGCAGGUCGCCGCCGAUCGUUCGACGGGCAGAUUGACCGGGUGAAGAACCCCGCCAUUGCGGGCGGCGGCGGCGGCGGCGGCACGGGCGCCGUCGGCUCGCCUGUGUGGGCGGCGGAAUGCGGGGAUCUGUACGGCAGCGAGGAGGGCGACCACGUGCCGAUCACGUGGCAUGGCGACGACGAUGAGGAUGGGGUGAACGCACCGGCACACGGCAACCGAUUAGCGUCCGCCGGCAGCAUCGACGCCUUGCAAGCAAAGGUGCGCGCGCCGCCGCCCACUGGUAGGGGUUCCGCGAGUGCGAGAAGUGCUUCUGCGGGUCGGCCAGCCCCGCGCGCGCUAAAGGGCGCGGUUGAGCAACAAGAGGCGGCGUGGCUUCCGCCUCGCGCGGCGAAAAAGCCGCCGCGAUUGGAGGACGAGGAUGAGGAGGGCGCGGGGAGCGACAGCGGCGGUAGCGGAGGCGGCGCGGUGGUUCGGCGUCACACCGUGGGCGUGGUCGGGCGGGAGAGACGCGCUGCGAGUACGGGCAGGGCGAGAACGGCGCGGAGCGGAAGCGGCGGGCUGGAUGACGUGGCGCUGCGGAAUAACGCGCAAGUAGUAGCGCGGAAUCCGGGCGUUGUGGCGGCGAUGGUUGCGGGGGAGGAGGACGGGGAGGACGACGGGGACGAGGCGGAGUGGAGCAGCCCCGAACGCAGUCUCCGCCGAUCAACCACUGUUGACAGCGCAGUGCGCCGUCGCCCCGCGGGGGGCUGGAAGGGGAAUAUUGGAGAAAUUCCGCCCGCGCCGGAAUCCGGCGGGUCCCCGUCCGCGGGGAAUGUGCGCGCGGGGGCUGCGCACGCGCGGACGGGCUCCGCGGGGAGCGUUGGGCACGGAGGCAGCAUGGACUGGGACGCGGAAGACCAUCGCGGGCCGCCGCCACAGGCGCAACCGCAGCCGCAGGCGCAACGACUAUGGGCGGAAGAGGGGGAUCAGCAGUGGAUGCAGCGGCAGCCUCCGCAAUGCAUCAAGGCGGCGCUGCGCGCACGUGUGGUCGGGCGCCUCGGCGGCAAUACCGCAAGCAGCGCAAGCGGCGCUGCGGGCGCCGCUGGCGGAAGGCCGUUUAUACCCGCGGGAGGGGCGCUACCUCCCCAUGUUCCGCCGAACUGGGCGGCGGGUCCAUUUCCCCCUUCCGCCUCCGCCACCACUAGCUUCAUUCCCCCCCAUCUUCUGCCAUCCCGCCCCUCCGCGAACUCCGCCCGCUCAAUUUCCGCUCCGCCCGCCCGCCCAUUCGCUCCGCCCGCUGCCCCGGGUCCGGGGGCGCACGCGGAGGAGGACGCGCAGCAGCUUCCGCCGCCCCCGCGCCUGCUGCGCACGCUCUCGUCGCUCUCCUCCUCCUCCGCGCGCUCGUCCUGCUCCCACGUUUCCACCAGCUCCGCCCCCGCCGGCCCUGUUGCGCUGUCCGCCCUCCGCGCGCGCGCGGAGGCUGCGGGGGGCAAGCAGAGGCGCGGAGCGGGCGCGGGGAGACCAGCGGGCGGAGGAGGGGAGGGGGGGAAGGAGAGCAGCGGGAGGGGGAAGCCUGGGACGGGGACAACGCGGGUGAAGGUGGCGGAGAGAGUAGCAGUAGGGAAUGGCGUGCAACGAGUGUACUUGAACUGA